Messenger RNA from Prorocentrum cordatum, 286 nucleotides. The record is from the annotation of a GenBank genome assembly. NCBI's taxonomy places the organism in Eukaryota, Dinophyceae, Prorocentrales, Prorocentraceae.
GUUCGCUGAUUACGACAAGAAGAUCGAAUCAGGCCUCGCUACACCACUACAAGACCGCCCCAGUGUCAACGGGCUUCCUUGGGUCACGCACCGACCGCUGGACACCGAGCGACUGGAGACCGUCGCCAAAGAGCUAGGAGAAGACGUGGACGAAUUCAGGCACGGGAUCUGCGACUUACACACCGAGGGGAUGACGUCUGGAGACGUCCACCGCGUGCUCAUGAUUGACAAUCCACAUGCUGACAUCACCUCCAAUGCCAAGAGCGGCUACGACAACAUCCACGAG